This is a messenger RNA of Paramecium pentaurelia, 1354 nucleotides long. NCBI's taxonomy places the organism in Eukaryota, Ciliophora, Oligohymenophorea, Peniculida, Parameciidae. The record is from the annotation of a GenBank genome assembly.
AAUGAUCCAAUAAGAUUAAAAUCCAAAAGAGAUGCUCAAAAGAUUUGAAUUUUAGGUAAAAACCUCUUCUUCAGCCAGAUGGAUAGAGAAAAUCCUCCCUUUAAAACUGAAAUUAGUUUUUCUUUAUUAUGAAAAUGGAGUUUAUUAAUUGUACGAUAUAAACUCAAAAGUAAUUACUAAAAAAGGAUAAAUCUCAAAGAAUAUAAAAUUCUUCCUUGAAAUUUACACAAAGUAAUAUUUUUUAAUAUUUUAUAGUGUUUUGAUAUUUCAUGAUCCCACAGAUCUUUAAAUGAAAUUAUUAGAUUUGAAUAUAAAUUAAAUAAAUCCUAAAUUUGUGUUUAAAUCAAGUGACUAAAUAGAUAUCAAGAGUGAUGAAGCAACUAGAGAAAUAUUUUUAGAUAGUAUUAAUUCAUUUAAUAUUUAGAAUUUCGAGUUUUCUUUAUUGAUUGUUAUUAGAACUAAAUUAAAUAUUUGAUAUCCUAAGAUUUAGAAAGGCACUACUCAAAAAAUAAUGUCUGCCAUUAUGCCAUAAGAGUUUUACCUCUAAAAUAUGACUCUUAAACAAAUUUUGAAUUAACACCAGUUGUCCGAUAUGACUAUCCUAAUAUAAUUUCAUAAGAGGAGUUGUACUACUGGUAAGUAGAUUAAGAAACUAUAGCAGUAUAUGGAUAGGAUUGUGAUAAUUGUAAAUCUGAAAUUCUUCUUAUUAAACCUUAUUUAAAGUAGCAGGCAUUUUAUAUUAUUCACAUUAAAUUUGAAUUUUCAUACACAACAAUAAAUGUAACAAAUUGGAUUAACCCUAACUAAGUUGCUAUUUGGGUAAAUUGUAAUGAUGGGUCAACAAACCCAAGCAUUUUUUGUUUUGAUUUAAGAAGAUAUUAUAAUGGUCAAAACUGGUUACCUGAACCUUAAUUUAUAGCAACUUUGGUAAUCAAUUAAACAUAAAAUCACUAGGUUCAAGAUGGAUGUAUUGCUAACAAGCCAUCAAUUUUUAUGGAUAUUUAUCAAUUCCAUUUAGAAUCUACUUAUGUAAUUUCAAUAAGACAAGUUGGAAAUAGAGCCAAGAUAUCUAUCAUCAAUUUUAAAAAUAUUUAAGAACCAUAAAUUGUUAGUAAAGUUACUGUUGAUUCCUUUUGGAUUUAAACUGAUAUUGAUCAUUCUUAUAUUCUAUUAUAUAAUGAUAUGGCGUAUGCUAUAAUUUAUUAUUAUUAGAAUCCAGGAUGACACAAUCAAAUUUUCAAUUUUAAUCCCUUUUGAUGAAGGAUUAUUAUUAUUAAAAAUUUUUGAAAAAGCAAAAAUAAUUGAAAAAUAUGGUAUCCAUAUAGUUGAAGAACUAUUUGAAUUCUAUUUAUGA